CCUUCACCGUUCAUUUCCGGUAACAGUUUGAAACACAACCGAGGAGCUAAAUAACAAACAAAUAAGCGUUAGAACGCUAGUUGUUGUUUAUCAGAACUUUUCUGAUGCAUUUUGUACUUUACACUGUUUUCGGUUGUUUGUCGACAUGUUAUUGUUUUAUCGCGACAGCCGUGCACAGCGAGGAGAACCGCUGUGACCUCCUGAAGCAGCAGCUUCAAUCCUCUCGGGUGUCAGUGCAGAUCACCAAGACGGGUUUUCACAGGGAGCUGCUGACCACGGUGGAGCUCCGCCCAGAUGUUCCCAGCGGGCUCGGCGUGCUGCUGAUUCACAGGUGGCCCCGAGGAGUCUACGUGGAUCCGUUCCAACUGGCGACGCUGAGUCAGCAAAGCCAUUGGCAGAUGUCACUGGACUCGGCCGUUGACCUGGAGGCGGCCGCCCACCAGGCUGAGGGGUUUGUCACCCGUGUGUAUCCCGCCGUGGACGGACCCACAAUCAGAGUGACGAUUCCCUUUCACUUCCGCUACCACCAGCCACGUUACGACGGAGAGACGUUUACAACUGUGGAGAUAGAACCUCCACAGCUGCUGCUGCGGACUGAAGGAUGUUUGCAGCUCAGCGGCUCGGAGCCUCACGCUACCGUGGACGCCCCGUGCACUCACAGCAACGCCAGCACGUGUCCGUGGGUCCGACUGCAGCAGCAGGAGCGAGGCCCCGUCGGUGUCGGGCUUCCCGUGGGUGACGGCUCUUUGGUGGCGCCGGUGUCCGCUGGAACUCUUCUGGUCACGACGCUCUGCUGCGUUUCUCUGUCCACACGCAUGUGGAAACAUCGCAUCGUUUAAACUAUAUAACUAUCCAUUACUAAAAGGAGAGAAUUUAAACAAUUCGCUAUUACUAAAGUUGUUUACAAGUUAUGUAGUUGAUGCUGAUCUAGGAUCGUAAUUCGUUUUAUAGCUAACUACAGCGUACACAGAAUUUGUAUAAGAUUGAACAAUGAAUUAAAAAAAAUAUGUACAACAUGUUCAAGUUAAGACGUAAAGAAGGAAAUUACAAUGAUAAUAUAAAAGAAAAACUAUAAAAUCAUCUAUAUAUCUGAAUUAAUGACAAAGCUGUACUUAAAUUACAAUGAAAAUAUUGAAUCUUUAUAGAUAUCCUAAUAUAUAUAAAAAUCGAAUACAGUAAGUGCAAUAUAUGUGAAAUAUGAGACCUUAAGGUGCAUCUUUGGACGCAGAUCUAUCCAAAUGUUCAAUGACUCUCAGCUGAGAGCAUCCGGGGUAUUAACAAGUAGAUCUGAGACAGCCGCUGAUCUUCAAACGACCUUUAUUUUGAAACGCUCGUUGACGCUCCGAAGGGCUGGGUCGCUACUUCCGCUUCCUUUCGGCCAUAACGGAAUUAUCCAAGGGCCGAAAAAGAAAGAAAAGUUGCUUUGUAAAUAGUUGCAGCCAUAUUUUUACUGACUUUUUUUGUACCCGUCUCACGCCGCCAAGUACCCCGCGUCACAGAGGGAUUUUUUAAACGGAUUUAACAAGCGUUUUCCGAGCCGUCGCGGAUCGCUUCGGGAGUAAAGUUGUCUUGAAGUUGAGCUGGUGCGGACUCUCCGGUGAGCUCUGCUCCUCGUUAGCCGGCUAAUAAAGCACUUCUGGUCCGGACAGUUUGGACCGAACUACCGAUAAGUUCGUCCGAACCACCUGUGGGAAAAGUCGAAGUUGUCGUGGGGAAAUAACCCAGAAAUAACCCAACUUUUGUUGUCAGACUAGUUAGCAUUAGCUAACAGCUAAAGCGAACAGGACCAACGUUGGUGUAGCAUGUCAUGCUAACGUUAGCUUCCAGCCAGUUAGCACACUUGUUGAAGUUAAUGCUAACGUUAGCAACGUAGCUGUUAACUAAUUCAUAUGGCUGUUUCUUAAAACAAACCCCAUUAAAUAAGACGAUACAACGCUAAACGAUGUUGCGUCGUUUUAAUCGUAAAUCAGGUUAUAACUCAACUUAACGUUACAUGCAUGUAGUGGAAGAAGAGAACAGUUAUUCUUUUAUCCUCGUUUGAGCUCUUUAGCCACUAAUAAAGAAACUAAAGUAUCGUGCAAAUAUUUCCCCUACAUUCCUCAGACUGAUUCUCGCUGUUUUAGUCAAAAUAUAGUUGGUCUCACUCAUACAGUCUCCCCUUUUCUCCUCGUUGUUUCUUCACUAUUCUUCAACUCAGAUGUCUGUUUUCCACCUUGACAAGUUGUAUGUUCAAAUUCGGGACUCAACGUGUUCUUGUUUUAAAAGACGUGUUUUUUAAACCGAUUUAUUUAUGCUUUGUGUAUCCACGUGUAUCUGGAAUCAAGCUGCAUUAAAUAUAUUUCAAGUACUACUAUGCUCAA
This is a messenger RNA of Gasterosteus aculeatus aculeatus (three-spined stickleback), 2360 nucleotides long. RefSeq names its product phosphatidylinositol glycan anchor biosynthesis, class X (gene pigx). The record is from RefSeq and is a predicted model, not a curated record. Gene Ontology annotation, biological process: GPI anchor biosynthetic process. Lineage: Eukaryota; Metazoa; Chordata; Actinopteri; Perciformes; Gasterosteidae. Gene Ontology annotation, cellular component: endoplasmic reticulum membrane.